Anguilla anguilla (European eel) is the source of this 775-nucleotide messenger RNA. Its product is annotated as microfibril-associated glycoprotein 4-like. NCBI's taxonomy places the organism in Eukaryota, Metazoa, Chordata, Actinopteri, Anguilliformes, Anguillidae. The transcript has 5 exons. Gene Ontology annotation, biological process: elastic fiber assembly. The coding region runs from base 1 to 741 and encodes 246 amino acids. The record is from RefSeq and is a predicted model, not a curated record.
AUGAUGGUCUCAGUGUUCCUGCUUCUGUUACUUUCUGUGGGAGCCUUCUUUCUUCCUGUAGCCCAGGCACAACUUCCCGAGGACUGUGAGGAUGUCUACAAAAAUGGCUUCCCACACAGUGGGGUGUACACUAUCUAUCCUCCAGAAUACAACAAACCUGUCCAGGUGUACUGUGACAUGGACUGUGAGGACGAGGAGGACAAAGGAGGAUGGACUGUGUUUCAGAGGAGAUUGGAUGGCACUUUGAACUUCUACAGACCCUGGGAUCAGUACAAGAGUGGCUUUGGGAAUCUUUCUGGAGAACACUGGCUGGGACUGGAGAACAUCUUUGCUAUUAGUUGGCAAAAGAAGUACAGGUUGAGGGUGGACAUGGAAGAUUUUGAGGGAGGAAAUGUCCAUGCUGAGUACAGCUCCUUCUCUCUGGAUCCUGAGUCUGAUGGAUACAGGCUGAAUAUUGACAACUACAUUGAUGGAGGUGUAGGUGACUACCUCAGGUAUUCCAAUGGGAGGCAGUUUUCCACUUUUGACCACGGAAGUAAUUCUUAUACUGCUGAAAAUUAUCAUGGAGGGUUCUGGUACACCUACACUGUUUAUGCAAACCCCAAUGGCUUGUACAAAUGGGGCCGCCACUCAGAUCAUCGUAGAGGUAUCCUGUGGGACGGCUGGAAGGGGACCUAUUACUCUUUGAAAGCCAUCUCCAUGAAGAUCAGACCUUUGUCUCUAGAACAUGUAAAGAACUAGGAAGGGGAACUACAAAUUAAAUCCACUUCCUGUU